UAAAAGUAUAAACCCAUCAACAAAUUAGUGAAUAAUAACAGCCCUUUUCUAACUUCACAAUAACUCGGUUUAAAAAAAAAAAACGGUGUCGUUUCUUUCGCUUUAUAUUUAAAAACCACCUCUUUCUUUUUCACUCCGUUCAAAUUACGCAAAACUAAAUUUCCAUUUUUCUUUCGUUCCUUUCUUUUUAUUAUCUUCUUGAACAACAAAUUUCCCAUUCUGAAUUUUCAAUUUCUAGGGUUUUUGCUAGGGUUUGAUUUUUGUUUUAUCUAUACUUAAUUAAUUCUUUAAUAUUUAUGUUGAAGAAAGAGAAUUUAGUAAUGCAGACGGAAGCCAGAGUUGGAGUAGUUGUAGAUGGCGGACAAAGAGACGGUUGUACGCGAAAAUACGUACAGGUUAAGCAACAAUCACAACGACAACAACAAACUCAAAUUGGAGCGGUUUCGCAGUUUUUCUCCGGAGGAAUUGCCGGUGCUGUUAGUAAAACUUGUACUGCACCUCUUGCUCGUCUUACAAUCCUCUUUCAGAUACAAGGUAUGCACUCGGAGGCUUCAACUUUGAGGAAAGCUUGCAUUUGGAGGGAGGCUUCACGAGUUAUACACGAGGAAGGAAUAAGAGCUUUCUGGAAAGGAAAUUUGGUGACAAUAGCUCAUCGCCUUCCUUAUUCUUCCAUCAGUUUCUACUCAUACGAACAAUACAAGAAUCUUCUGCAAUCGCUUCCCGGAUUAGAAAAUAAUAGUAAAUAUAUUGGUGCACCUAUAUUUGUGCGUCUAGCAGGUGGCUUUUUAGCCGGAGUAACAGCUGCAUCUGCUACCUAUCCAUUAGAUUUGGUGAGGACACGCCUUGCUGCCCAAACAAAUGUGUUAUAUUACAAAGGUAUAGGGCAUGCAUUACAUACUAUUUGCAAAGAAGAAGGUGUGUGUGGUCUUUACAAAGGACUUGGAGCAACGCUUUUGAGUGUGGGGCCAAAUAUAGCUAUCAGUUUCUCAGUUUAUGAGACCUUGAGGUCUCAAUGGCAGCUACAGAGGCCGCAUGAUUCUUGUGUGCUUGUGAGUCUUGCUUGUGGAAGUAUAUCUGGCAUUGCAUCAUCUACUGCCAUAUUCCCCAUUGAUUUGGUAAGACGAAGGAUGCAAUUAGAAGGAGCCGGUGGUCGUGCACUUGUAUACAAUGCAGGUAUUUUCGGUACAUUCAAGCACAUCAUCCGGUCAGAAGGGUUAAAAGGAUUGUACAGAGGUAUUUUACCAGAAUACUAUAAGGUCGUGCCUAGUGUAGGCAUUGUUUUCAUGACAUACGAGAUGAUGAAGAAAAUAUUGUCACCUGUAGAGCAAUAGCAUCCUGGAUAAUAUAACUCGAUAUAGAUUAACGUAGAAGAUUUACCCGAUGGGCAGCUUUAUUUACGCUGUUUUGGUUCUCUUUUUUUUUUUUUUUUCUUAAUACGAUUAACUACUAGAUUGGUGGCAAUUUUCGAUUCUGCCACGGUUAGGAACUUGUACACAACAUUGAAAGACUAUUCUAUUCUAUUAAUGUGGAAACGUAUGUGCAAAUAUAUGCUCAUCACAUUAUCUAUACUUUGUCCUUUUCUUUAUAGGUGCAAAGAAGCACAUAGCUCAUACAAUCUC
Amaranthus tricolor (Joseph's coat) is the source of this 1619-nucleotide messenger RNA. RefSeq lists its product as uncharacterized. Lineage: Eukaryota; Viridiplantae; Streptophyta; Magnoliopsida; Caryophyllales; Amaranthaceae. The record is from RefSeq and is a predicted model, not a curated record. The coding region runs from base 297 to 1331 and encodes 344 amino acids. Gene Ontology annotation, biological process: transmembrane transport. The transcript is spliced from 7 exons.